AUGAACGUUAACACUAACGUCGUUAAGAAAACUCAAGGGCGGAGGAAAACUGCAAUCAAGCCAAUUGACAAUCAGAACAGUAGACACGUUACUUUCUCAAAACGUUGUUUAGGACUUUUCAAAAAAGCUAGUGAACUUUGCAUAUUAACUGGUGAAGAAAUUGUUAUUCUGGUUCAGUCUUUAAAGCGCCAAUGUCUUUUCACUUUCGGUCAUCCUAGUGCUGAUGCUGUUAUUGACCGUUACGUCACUAGAAUACCAUCUUCGUCGUUGUCAUCAUCGACCACUGAUGAAUUCAACUUGCAACUAAAUAACCAGUAUUAUUCUCAUAUGUGUAAAGAUUUGGAAGCGGAGAAGAAGAAGAAAGAGAAUAUUGAAGAAGAGAAGUUGGUGAAUAUUGAUGAUAAUAACAAUGGGGGAUAUUUGUGGAAUGAACCAAUUGAUACUAAGGGUAUUGAUGAACUUGAAGAAUUUAUGGUUGCAUUGGAAAAUUUGAAGAAGAACGUAACAACAAGGGUUGAUGAAUUGAGUAUGUUAAAUGGAUCUUCUUCAUCGAAUUCAACUAUAAACAUAGCAAGAUUUGGAGCUGAGGAUCAAUUUUUGAAUCAGGUUGCAAUUGAUUAUUGUUCUUCAAUUGUUCCUUAUGAACUCAAUAGCUGA
Molecule: messenger RNA, 657 nt
Organism: Capsicum annuum
Lineage: Eukaryota; Viridiplantae; Streptophyta; Magnoliopsida; Solanales; Solanaceae
Product: agamous-like MADS-box protein AGL62
Exons: 1
Coding region: 1-657 (218 amino acids)
Biological process (GO): regulation of transcription by RNA polymerase II
Molecular function (GO): protein dimerization activity; DNA-binding transcription factor activity, RNA polymerase II-specific; RNA polymerase II cis-regulatory region sequence-specific DNA binding
Source: RefSeq, a predicted model, not a curated record